GUGUCCUUUAUAACAUCUCUGGGUAUCACUUUGUUUACAAAUAAUCUUUGAAAUUCUACCGUGGCUGUCUUGCUGAUCAGUGUGUGGCAGAGGGUGUGUAGGUGUUUGUUUUUGACAAUAGUUGGAACAACAUUUCUGUACAAAUGCCGGUAAGCAAUCUGUUGGAAUUAAAUCCUGAUAAACUAUUUGAAGAGCAUUCAAUUUCCGAAAUUCAAGAGAUCCAGAAAAAGCUGCAAACUGAAAUUGAUCGAAAACGAGAAGAACUGCGAACUAUGGUUGGUGAACGUUAUCGUGAUUUAAUUGAAGCAGCAGAUACUAUUGCUGAUAUGAAGGCCACAGCUGAAGGUAUAGUGUCACACAUUGAUAAGAUGACUGAUAAAUGCAAGCAGCUUCAGGAGCAACAACUUCUGGGUUUUACACCCUCAUCCAGCACCAAAUCUUCGUCGGGAUCUGCUUCUAAGAGUUCAUUCUAUUCAGUUGCUGUUCAGAUAAGAGUAUUGAUUGUUAUUCCCGAACAUAUAUGGAUAGCAUUUGAUGAGGAAAAUUACUUACGGGCGGCUCAACUUUUUCUUUUUGCAAGGCACCUGAACACAGGUCUUCAGUUACAGUCUGGUGGAGAUAGUGGAUUGUCAGGCAAGCAGAUAGAAUACUUAUUCCCAGUGGUAGAGCGUCAAUGGAGCACUAUAAGUGACUUCCUCCCAACCAUAUUGAAAAAUUGUGAGGAAAAGAUACAGAAACAGGAUGCUACAAAUGAUGAAGUGGCAAAAAGUCUUUGUGCUUUUGCUCUCCUUGAAGGUCUCAGUUCUCAGCAACUUCUCACUAGAUUUUUGGAGCUACGCACUCGAGCACUGCAAAGGACUUUCCAGUCAGAAUCGUAUACUAGUGUGAAAGCCUGUGUUCUAGAUAGUGUCAAAUUGUUGGUACAGACUUUCUCUCUUCUGCAAGCCUGUUUUGUAGGUACUUUAGAAGAUGGUGUUAUGCACGAAGGACUUAUUUACCAGAUCUUGAAAUCAAUUGUAGGGCAAGAUGCUCCUCCAUCCAUCAGUCUCAUUGAUUUAAGAGACACCAUUGGCUUUAAAUUGUUACCAUCAGUCAUUUUAGAAUUCAGGCCAUCAUCACCUCAGCAGGUGGAUCCUCUUCUGCCAGGAUUAAUCAAAGAGUCAUUAUCUUCAUGGGUGGAUGCUACACGAGAGUAUGUCUCUCAAGAAGUAACGAUGCUGCUAAAACUGGUGCGCACUUUGAGAGGUCUAGCUGCUGUCAGGGCAGGGCAUGCAGCCAUUUCUCAGGACCAUGCUGCUAUUUGCCGAUCACUACUUGUUCCACAGGGUGCAGAUCUUUGGGGAACAUUCUUUCGACCUUCAUUGUCAUCCUGUGCACACAGUCUUGUUGACCAACAGUGGUGCAGUGCACUGCAGAAAGUCAAGAGUGCAGUUGGAGCAGCAGUAAAGGACAUCACAUAUAUCAGGCUGCAUGAACCUGAACAAGAUUUACGCUGGUUUGUGUGGAAGGAAUGGGAAACUGAUCUUCCGCAAGCUGAUCAGGAAGCACCAGAUGGAAAAGGAUUGUUAAUGAAGGCAAAAGGUUACUCUCCUCGUAUUGAGAAACUGUGCUCCGAGUUUGAUUCUCAACUGGAGGGACUAUUGAAGGAUCUGAACCAUUACAUAGAGGAUCGUGACAGUACAAGCAUUUCAAAGAGUUUUGCUGAAUCUUCUGAAGAGCAUUCUGAUAGAAAAAAACUGCAAGAGCAUCUUCAGAAAUGUAGUCUGGAUAACAUGAAGCAGCUGGUGAAUUACGUCCUGGAGAAACAGUCCAAUGAUAGUGAUGGGAAUCCACUGCUCCUGGCACGAUUCCUACAAGCUAUGUGUGAUCUCUGCCCACACUUACAGCAGUGUUUGAUGCCUCAGAGCUGUCGGAUAUCUGUGCACUCGUCAGAUGGCCCACAGGAAGUAACACCAUGGCAAGAAGUGUGCAAUUUGUUGAAACAAGAAAGUCUACUAUUGUGGAACAGGUGGAAGGAAUGUACUUCAAAAAGAAUACAGAAACUCGUGGGUGACACUUUGUUCUUUCCCACAAACUUGGAAAAAUUGAUGUGCCUCAUGCCUCAAUGGGAUGUUGUGACAAUCGAAGAGGAAGGAGAGGGAGGACAUAGAGUCCAGUCAAAAAUCAGAGUGCCUUCCCAGCCGAGCCUGCCGUUGCAGACAUUACUGAACAAUGUUUGCCAUGAAGUAAAUGCCGUGGCUCCGCACACAUUGCCUAGGAAGAUUCAUCAAGACUUGGUUGAAUGUAUAAUUGGACUUAUUUUCGACUUCUAUAAAACCACUAUGAAUACAAAACCACUGAGUCAGGCACAAUCGUUGCAAUUUUUACUUGAUGUUAAAUACCUGACACUCCUACUAGUUCCCAGAGACAACAAGGUGUUAAUGGGGUGUUCGCAAGAAUUGUGUGAAAAAUUGGAAAGUGAAGUUGAUCCAUUUGAUUUAGAUGUGUUCUCUCCUUAUGUUCAAAACAACAUUAAAAGAAGUGUUCAGAGAACACAGGGCCUACUGGGAAUUCUCGUGGCUUGGCCUGAGAAGUUAUGCCACACGGCACCGGUCAGAGGUCAGGGAAGUAGUGGCAGCUCUGCAUCCGGACAGACUGGUGGCAUAGAUGAUCCAAGUGUGCUUCCCCUGGGCCCCACAGCCCAGUGGUUCCCUCUGCUGCCAGUCACGGGCCCAGCAUCUGGGUCACGCCUCAGCGCAACUGGAGCUGCACCAGUCAUUGCUGCUGGUGCUGCCACUGUCCAGCAGGUUGACAAGUCUCAGUAUUUUCGCCUAUAAGAAGUUGACGGAGCCCCAUUUAUAGCCAAAGAAAGCAUCCACUCCAAAGCAGAAGAUUGAUCCCUCACCAGGGGAUAUUGUCCGGUCUGGUGCAGCAGCAUUCUUUGGUGCUAUGAGCACUGAUUGGUUCGGAUAAACCACAUAAUUCAUGUUUCUUGUAACCAAAGAGAAAGAAAUGUCAUGCCAUUACAAGUUAAUCAAAUUGUUACAGAACUGCACAGGCUGUAAUUCUUGUACAGGACUGUUAAUAUUAUGGUGAAAUAGCUUUAAACUUGUACACAACUGUUAAUACUGUUUCCGUGUGCACUGUAGUGCAUUGCAGUACCUGUUUUCUGAGUAAUAAACAUUUACAUUGUUCUCAA
Schistocerca cancellata (South American locust) is the source of this 3178-nucleotide messenger RNA. RefSeq names its product conserved oligomeric Golgi complex subunit 1 (gene Cog1). Gene Ontology annotation, biological process: intra-Golgi vesicle-mediated transport. The record is from RefSeq and is a predicted model, not a curated record. Gene Ontology annotation, cellular component: COG complex; Golgi apparatus. NCBI's taxonomy places the organism in Eukaryota, Metazoa, Arthropoda, Insecta, Orthoptera, Acrididae. The transcript has 17 exons. The coding region runs from base 144 to 2816 and encodes 890 amino acids.